AUGAAAAUUUCAAUAUUUUUUUUUAUUUUUUUAUUUGCCCACUCUCUUUUAUGUCAAGAUAUCCCUUAUUUUACCUCUUUACCCAUUGGACCAAUAUUAAAUUAUACCCAGUCAUCAAUUUUAAUUUUAUUAAGAUGUUCAUCCCCACUAUAUAUAUAUAUUAAUAAUACAUUGGUAUCACUCUCAGAAAUCAAUUCAUUACAAUUUGAUCAAUGGUUUUUGCUCAACACCCCAAUUAGUUUAUCAACUGAUACUAAUGGUGCUAUUUCUCCACAAAUCCUCUCUUUUACAAAUUUUGAUUUGUCACUUUCAAUUUCAACACCAAUAUCAAGCAAAGAGUUUAAAUUAUUUGUUUUUGAAAAUAAAUUUUAUGGAAGCGGCUCUGUAUCAGUUCCAUAUUCCUCACCAUUAAUAAUUACAAGAAAUAAUGUAAACUACCAAAAGUUAAAUAUAAUAAACAAUCCGCUUCAAAUUUAUAAAUAUAAUAAACAGUUAAUUAAAUCUUGGGAAGAAAAAUCUAUAGACAUAAGAUUGAAUGAUAUCACUGUUAGAUAUUCAAAUGAAGAUCCAUUUUUAGAUAUUCUUCUAUCGAUUCCAGAAUCAGGAAAAGGGGUAUUAAAAAUAGAAUCAAAAAUUAAUAUCAAAGGUUAUGAAUAUUACUUUGAUGAAAUAGUUAUUUCUAUCACAAAAAAAGACCAGGUUUUUAGACUUCCAACAGAACUUAUUGAUUCUCUUUCUAUUGUCCAAGAAGAAACAUCGAAAUAUAUUAUGACUAGUGCUCCAUAUGACAAGUCUUCAAGAUUAGAGCUUUAUUUAGAUUCUCUUAAAAUCAAAUCCGGUGAAUUAGUGUGUAUCGAAGAGCCAGUAUUAUUUCAAUCACUUACCAUCAACGAUAUUAUUCAGCUAGAAGAAAUUUAUGAUUAUCGAAAGUAUCAAUUUAGACAAUCAGAUAAUAUUAAUGUGAUAAUAUUAGAAUAUUCUUGGAACAAAAUGGUAGGGUGGGAGAAAUCACAACCUUUAAAUAAGGGUUACUCCUGUAACUUUUUGGAUCAAAGAAAUCAAUAUUGCCCCUAUUGUCCAGAGGUAUACCAUAGAAUGGUCAAAACAAAUAAUAUUUAUAACGUUUAUAAAUCAAAUAGAGUAAUCAACUUACAUGAUUUUGGUUUAGAUGUUUCUUUAAAUCUGUAUGACUCCUCAUUUUAUUUCAAGAAUAAGGAUGAAAACAUUUUACAAAAUAGUCAAGCUUCCAUAAAUUUUAAUUUUACAGAAACUUUUACUACAGAUAACAACUAUAUAUUAAUUCCGGAUAAUAAUAAAGAUUCAUCACUUUACCUCUGGCUACCUAAUAUAACCAAUGGAUGCAGCGGCAUUAAUAUCUCUUAUUCAGAUUUUUUUUCUCAAUCAUCGUGUCAAAUGUCGCAAUACUCAUGUUCUAAUAUUCAUUAUUUUAGAGAACCUCAUGACGAAACUAUUUAUAUGAAUAGUAAAUAUAACUUAAAUUAUGGAAAUAAAAGAUCUGGUAUUAUGUACAGCAUAGAUUCAAUUAUUUUUGAAAUUCCUCAAACUAUUAUGAACCUUAACCUUUCACUUUUUGUCCCAAGUCUACCAUUCAUGCAACCGCUAAUUAAAGAGAAAUCAUUUGAAUCAAAUAGUUCAAUUGCACAAUCCUUAAUUAUAAUAAAAUAUUCAUUUUCUAACUUUGGGAAAAGGGGUGGGGAUUUCUCCAUUUCAAUGAAUUGUAAUGGUACAAGCAAUAACUUGUUGAAUUAUGGAACAAUUAAACCAAAAGAAACUUUGCAGUUUUCUUUAUCAUUCCAAAAAAGUAUAUUCUCCAAAAAUACAAGAGUUUAUGAAUGUAAAGUAAAAGUAACAAUUCAAAGUUUGGAGUAUUGGUCAAAAAGUGAUAAAGAAAUCGAAUCAACAAAAAACUUUAUCUUCAGGGAAAACGAAAAUGGGUGUUAUCAUAACAUUACCAAAGAUUCAAUUACAAUAUCAAAAGAAUUUGUUAGAAACAUUUCCACCCCAAAUGAAGCAACAUUUAUAAUCAAAAUCAAGAAUAAUAUUGAAACGAUUGACUGGUUUUUCUUUAAUAUCAAUUGUUUCAAAGAUUCAAUCAAUAAAACAAUCCAGAUUCCUUCUCAUAGCUCACUAAGUAUCCCAAUCACAAUAAAGCAUUCAUCAAAUACCAAUUGCAAAAUAACCAUUGACUCAUUCCUAACCAAGUGCCAAAAUAACAUUUAUAGUGACAAUUGGAACUACGUUUCUGACAUAACAAAUAUUUCCAAUAAACAAACCAUAUCAAUAUCAAAUAUAAUAUUGUUUGUAUUGAUACUAUCACUCUUUUAA
This is a messenger RNA of Dictyostelium purpureum, 2346 nucleotides long. RefSeq lists its product as uncharacterized. Bases 1 to 2346 code for a protein of 781 amino acids. The record is from RefSeq and is a predicted model, not a curated record. The transcript is spliced from 5 exons. NCBI's taxonomy places the organism in Eukaryota, Evosea, Eumycetozoa, Dictyosteliales, Dictyosteliaceae.